Messenger RNA from Filobasidium floriforme, 638 nucleotides. Its product is annotated as RmlC-like cupin domain-containing protein. The coding region runs from base 98 to 532 and encodes 144 amino acids. The transcript is spliced from 6 exons. The record is from RefSeq and is a predicted model, not a curated record. Lineage: Eukaryota; Fungi; Basidiomycota; Tremellomycetes; Filobasidiales; Filobasidiaceae.
AUCCACUGUUCCUUUCAUCCCUCCUGCAACUCAACAACACACGCCCCAAUUUGAUAGCAGCAGCACUCAUAUAGAAGCUAGAAAUCACACAAGCAGAAUGUCGCUCCCCGAGAAGAAGAUGCAACACUACCCCAAGAUGACCACCGAGUUCCCCGCCAAGAGCGAGGAGUUCCGUCGGGUCUUGUGGACUGGUCAAUCUUCUCAGUUGGUUGAGAUGACCAUCCCCGUUGGCGGAGACAUUGGUGAAGAGGUUCACCACGUCGACCAGCACUUGGUCUUCACUCAGGGUCAAUGCAAGGCCGUCGUCGCCGGAGAGGAGAAGAUGGUCAACGCCGGUGACUUGGUCAUCGUCCCCCAGGGCACCAAGCACAACUUUAUCAACACGGGCAAGGAACCUCUGAUCUGCUUUACCAUCUACGCUCCUGCGGAGCACGACCCCAAGUCUGUCCACAAGACCAAGGAAGAGGGCGACAAGCUCGAGGAUGAGGGCAAGGACGAGCCUCCUAGCUGGGCCGUCCCCGGAAAGAACUGAACGUAGACCGAAUUUUACGAAUUGCAUCGCACCUGAACAAAUCACAUACCUAAUCAAUAAUCAUUUGUAAUCAAGUUAUAUUAACGUAUCCAACGAAUGCCUAAUG